Molecule: messenger RNA, 1113 nt
Organism: Lepus europaeus (European hare)
Lineage: Eukaryota; Metazoa; Chordata; Mammalia; Lagomorpha; Leporidae
Gene: PRLHR
Product: prolactin releasing hormone receptor
Exons: 1
Coding region: 1-1113 (370 amino acids)
Biological process (GO): G protein-coupled receptor signaling pathway
Cellular component (GO): plasma membrane; neuron projection
Molecular function (GO): neuropeptide binding; neuropeptide Y receptor activity
Source: RefSeq, a predicted model, not a curated record
AUGGCCUCGAUGCCCACCCGGGGCCCCGGCGUCCCUGCCUUCUUUCCUGGGUCGCGAUCGGCGGCCACAGUCCCGGCCAACCGGAGCGCAGAGGCGUCCGUGGGCAACGCGUCGGCCGCGGGCGCCGGCGCCCAGGCGGUCACGCCGUUUCAGAGCCUUCAACUGGUACACCAGCUGAAGGGGCUGAUCGUACUGCUCUACAGCGUCGUGGUGGUCGUGGGGCUGGUGGGCAACUGCCUGCUGGUGCUGGUGAUCGCGCGCGUGCGCCGACUGCACAACGUGACCAACUUCCUCAUCGGCAACCUGGCCCUGUCCGACGUGCUCAUGUGCACCGCCUGCGUGCCGCUCACGCUGGCCUACGCCUUCGAGCCCCGCGGCUGGGUGUUCGGAGGCGGCCUGUGCCACCUGGUCUUCUUCCUGCAGCCCGUCACGGUCUACGUGUCCGUGUUCACGCUCACCACCAUCGCCGUGGACCGCUACGUGGUGCUGGUGCACCCGCUGCGCCGCCGCAUCUCGCUGCGCCUGAGCGCCUACGCGGUGCUGGCCAUCUGGGCGCUGUCCGCGGUGCUGGCGCUGCCCGCCGCCGUGCACACCUACCACGUGGAGCUCCGGCCGCACGACGUGCGCCUCUGUGAGGAGUUCUGGGGCGCUCAGGAGCGCCAGCGCCAGCUCUACGCCUGGGGGCUGCUGCUUGGCACCUACCUGCUCCCCCUGCUGGUCAUCCUCCUGUCCUACGUGCGGGUGUCCGUGAAGCUCCGCAACCGCGUGGUGCCGGGCUGCGUGACCCAGAGCCAGGCCGACUGGGACCGCGCGCGGCGCCGCCGCACCUUCUGCCUGCUGGUGGUGGUCGUGGUGGUGUUCGCCGUGUGCUGGCUGCCGCUGCACGUCUUCAACCUGCUGCGGGACCUCGACCCGCGCGCCAUCGACCCCUACGCCUUCGGGCUGGUGCAGCUGCUUUGCCACUGGCUGGCCAUGAGCUCGGCCUGCUACAACCCCUUCAUCUACGCCUGGCUGCACGACAGCUUCCGCGAGGAGCUGCGCAAGCUGUUGCUCGCCUGGCCCCGCAAGAUCGCGCCGCGCGGCCAGAGCAUGACGGUCAGCGUGGUCAUCUGA